UUUUGCAAAAUAGGUUUCCUGUAUAUUGACCAGUGUUACAGGGACAAUAUGGAAACUCACGGACCUUCACCUAAUGACAAUUUCACAGCGGAGUCAGCUCAACUUGUAAAAACCCUGCUGGAGAAACACCGCCACACUAUCACGAAGGAGCAGGAGGGAAACUCUCCUGAGAGUGAGUUGAAGAAUAUUAAGUGGGUUGCAAACAAAGACUUCACGAUGGAAGUGGGGAAACAGCAGAUUGGGGAAUACAUCCAAACAUGGGAGGUGCAGCCCUGCUGGCUUUACAGUCUGGAUUUUCUCUACACGACCGAGGAGGGGCAUCACACCUUCUACCACUACCGGGCACGCUUUAGCACCCCGACACCGCGGAAGCCUAUUCAGGGGACGGCUAGUGUCUACUUCAUCAUGGACACCUCUAAAGUCAGAGACCAAACUCUGCCCGUGGAGGUGCACUUCGUGGUGGAGUCAAAUAGGCUGGUACACACGCCGGGGAGGACCAGAUUCAGAGAGAAGUGGCUGGCGGACGUUAUUGAGAGCAAGACUUUGCUCCGAAAUGCGGUGCAGUUUUGA
Molecule: messenger RNA, 570 nt
Organism: Seriola dumerili (greater amberjack)
Lineage: Eukaryota; Metazoa; Chordata; Actinopteri; Carangiformes; Carangidae
Gene: akap14
Product: A-kinase anchoring protein 14
Exons: 1
Coding region: 49-570 (173 amino acids)
Cellular component (GO): cAMP-dependent protein kinase complex
Molecular function (GO): protein kinase A regulatory subunit binding
Source: RefSeq, a predicted model, not a curated record